This is a messenger RNA of Entrophospora sp. SA101, 987 nucleotides long. The record is from the annotation of a GenBank genome assembly. Lineage: Eukaryota; Fungi; Glomeromycota; Glomeromycetes; Entrophosporales; Entrophosporaceae.
AUGUACGAUUUACCUUGGAAAUGUAAUUUUGAUAAUUGUGAUAAAUCAUUUAAAUUUCUUUGUAGAUUGGAAAAACAUCAACAAGUACAUACAAACGAGAGACCAUUCAAAUGUACAUUUGAAGGAUGUGAAAAAUCUUAUAAACGUUCGGAUCAUUUAAAAUUACAUUCAAUAGUUCAUAAUCCAAUUGACUCUAAACCAUUUAAAUGUUCAGUAGAAGGUUGUGAAUCUAAAUUUUCUUUAAAACAUCAUCUCAAUCGACAUAUUAAAGAAUUACACGAAAUUGAAAAGCCAUAUAAAUGCAAUUAUGAAAGUUGUAACCAACCUUUUAAACAAGAUUAUUUAUUAAGAAAGCAUCAAAAACUUCAUACUGGUGAAAAAUUGUAUCCAUGUGAAAUUUGCACAAAAAGUUUUUCUACUUCUACUAAAUUACAACAUCAUAAUCUUGUUCAUUCAAAUGAAAAACGUUGGUUAUGUACAUUUCAACAAUGUCAGCAAGAAUUUUCAAAAUAUCCUCAGCUUUUAAUGCAUUUAAAAAAUGAUCACAAAUCAAUUUGUGAAAUUUGUGGAAAAGAACUUAAAAAUUUAAAACAUUUAAGAAGUCAUAUGAAGACUCAUAAUUAUGACCGUAUAGUUUAUCCAUCAGUGCAUGAAAACAUUAGACCAUAUGUUUGUAGUAUAAGAGAAUGUGGAAUGUCAUUUGCUUAUAAAAAAGUUUUAACAAAUCAUAUGAAAUCUAUUCAUGAGUCACCAAAACCACGUAAGCAAAGAAGAUUAAAUAAUGAUAAUGAUAAAUUUAAUCAUGAAACAACAGAAUUAGAAUGUCUCACUGGCUAUAAUUAUGAGAAUUCUGGUAGAAUGAUUUCUUGCACAAUUGAAGGAUGUCUUUAUUUAUUUAAACGAGAAUAUGAUCUAGAUCGACAUUUAAAAAGUUUUCAUAAUAAUGUUUUUUGGAUGUUGGAAAAUGAAGAUGAAAUUAAUGUCUAA